AUGUUGCCGCGGAAGAGCAUCAUCCCGGAGGAGUUCGCGCUGCCGGCGCUGGUGUCCCGGGUGCCGCGUAAACCAGUGUUCAGAGACCGCGUGAAUAAAGCGCGCUUCAUCGCCAAGAGCGGCGCGUGUAACUUGGCGCACAAGAACAUCCGUGAGCAGGGCCGGUUCCUGCAGGACGUCUUCACCACUCUGGUGGAUCUGAAGUGGCGCUUCACGCUGGUCAUCUUCACCAUGACAUUUCUGUGCAGCUGGCUGCUGUUCGCCAUGAGCUGGUGGCUGGUGGCCUUCGGGCACGGAGAUCUGGACACCGACCGUAAACCUGCCGUGGAGCAGUGCGUCACCAAUGUCAACUCUUUCACCUCUGCCUUCCUGUUCUCCAUCGAGGUGCAGGUGACUAUAGGUUUCGGAGGGCGUAUGAUAACAGAGCGGUGUCCCAUCGCCAUCGCCUUUCUCAUAUUGCAGAACAUCAUUGGCUUGAUAAUAAAUGCCGUCAUGCUUGGCUGCAUCUUUAUGAAGACCGCUCAAUCCCACCGGCGUGCCGAAACCCUUAUCUUUAGCCGACACGCAGUCAUCGCUGUGCGCAACAACCGCCUCUGCUUUAUGAUCCGAGUGGGCGACCUGCGCAAAAGCAUGAUCAUCAAUGCAGUUGUGCGCCUCCAAGUGGUCCGGAAGACCAUGACCCCAGAGGGCGAGGUCAUCCCCAUCCAGCAGAUCGAUGUCCAGACUGAGAGUGCAGUGGCUGGUAACAGCAUCUUUCUUCUGGCACCCUUGAUCAUAUGUCAUGUCAUUGAUAAAGACAGUCCUCUGUACGAUCUGUCGGCGAUGGAGCUGCAGUGCAGUGAUCUGGAGGUCAUCGUGAUCCUGGAAGGAGUGGUGGAGACCACAGGCAUCACCACUCAGGCUCGCACCUCCUACGUGACCGAGGAGAUCCAGUGGGGACACAGAUUCGUGCCUAUAGUGACAGAGGAAGAGGGUGUCUACUCAGUGGACUACUCCAAGUUCGGGAAUACAGUCAAAGUGGCCACCCCUCGCUGCAGCGCUCGUGAGCUGGACGAGAAACCCUCCAUCCUGAUCCAGACGCUGCAGAAGAGCGAGCUUUCACACCAGAACUCUCUGCGCAAGAGGAACUCUAUGCGCAGGAACAACUCCAUGCGCAAGGGCAACUCCAUGCGGCGCAAUAAUUCAGCUCUCGCUGUGCCCAAAGUGCAGUUCCUCACCCCUGAGGGCGGAGCCAAUCUAGCGGUCACAUGA
Molecule: messenger RNA, 1251 nt
Organism: Danio rerio (zebrafish)
Lineage: Eukaryota; Metazoa; Chordata; Actinopteri; Cypriniformes; Danionidae
Gene: kcnj8
Product: potassium inwardly rectifying channel subfamily J member 8
Biological process (GO): potassium ion transmembrane transport; potassium ion transport
Cellular component (GO): membrane; plasma membrane protein complex; potassium channel complex
Molecular function (GO): ATP-activated inward rectifier potassium channel activity; inward rectifier potassium channel activity
Source: RefSeq, marked validated